CAGUUUGGUUCGGAAGCCCCUGGAGGAGAAGCAAAGGAAAAAACACUGAACUGAGCUUUGAGCUCCGAGGUGAGCUACUGCAACUAAUACACGUUUUAAAUCAAAUCCAUAAGGAAUCGUAUGGGAGAUUGCGGUGCAUGUUACUUAGUUUUAGGUUGAUCCGAAUCCACAUCCAGAAGAAAGCUUCAUCUAAAUUCCCACAAAAUAAUUAAAUAAACCGACACUGUAUGAACUGCAGAAUGGAUGGAUUUUACGACCAGCAAGUGCCUUACAUGGUUACAAAUAACCCACAAGGGACAAAAUGUAAUGAGAGAACAGUAAAUGAGAGGAAAAGAAAAUUCUUGAACACAGACCUUGCUCAUGAUACAGAAGAACUUUUUCAGGAUCUAAGCCAAUUGCAAGAAACCUGGCUUGCAGAAGCUCAAGUUCCUGACAACGAUGAGCAGUUUGUACCAGAUUUCCAAGCUGAAAACCUGGCUUUUCACAGUCUCCCACUGAAAAUCAAAAAGGAACCCCAGAGUCCUUGCUCAGAGUUAAGCUCCACUUGCAAUCAAGAACAACCUUUCCAGUUCAGUUAUGGGGAAAAGUGCUUGUGUAAUGUCAGUGCUUAUGAUCAGAAGCCACAAGUGGGAAUGAAGCCUUCCUGUUCACCGACACCAUCCAGCAGCACUCCAGUGUCCCCUCUCCACCAUGCUUCACCCAAUCCAGCACCAACUCCCAAACCAGACAGGACCUAUCCUUCUCACCUUCCACCGUCCCAGCAAAUACCUGACAACUCUUUCUCAAUGGACCACAGAUUUCGACGACAGUUGUCAGAGCCCUGCCAUUCAUUUCCCACCCCCUCUGCAAUGUCCAGAGAUGGUCGGCCUAUGUACCACAGGCAAAUGUCAGAGCCCAACAUCCCAUACCCACCACAGACCUUCAAACAGGAGUACCCUGAUCCCGUAUAUGAGCAUGCUGCCAUGGUGGGGGGUCCAGCCAGUCAGAAUUAUCCACCAUCAAUGAUUAUUAAACAGGAGCCAAGGGAUUUCACAUAUGACUCAGAGGUGCCUAGCUGUCAUUCCAUCUACAUGAGGCAAGAAAGCUUCCUGCCCCAUUCCAGCAGAACUGAAGGUUGCAUGUAUGAUAAAGUACCAAGGCACUUCUAUGACGAUACCUGUGUGGUUCCUGAGAAGUUUGAAGGUGAUAUUAAACAAGAACCUGGCAUGUACCGAGAAGGACCCUCGUACCAGCGGCGAGGUUCCCUUCAGCUUUGGCAGUUUCUGGUAGCCCUCUUGGACGACCCUUCCAACUCCCACUUUAUAGCCUGGACAGGUCGGGGCAUGGAGUUCAAGCUCAUAGAGCCAGAAGAGGUGGCACGUCGUUGGGGCCUUCAAAAAAACCGUCCAGCCAUGAACUACGAUAAAUUGAGUCGCUCCCUUCGCUAUUACUAUGAAAAGGGAAUCAUGCAAAAGGUAGCUGGAGAGAGAUAUGUGUACAAGUUUGUUUGUGACCCAGAAGCGCUUUUCUCCAUGGCAUUUCCAGACAAUCAGCGGCCAGUGCUGAAGACAGAUCUGGAGCGCCACAUCAAUGAAGAAGACACAGUCCCACUGUCCCACUUUGAUGAGAGCAUGGCCUACAUGCAAGAAGGAGCCUAUUGUAGUGCCCACCCCUAUAAUGAAGGCUAUGUGUAUUAAUAACUGACGCAGCAAGUCAGCCCUCAAAUGCUUAUAUAUAUAAUCAUUGAUCAAGACUGGAUUAGGAUUCACCCUGGUCAUUUUGUAUAUCUCUGACAUCACGCAGAGGGGACUUCUUUUCUGUUACACCCACGAUCCACCAUGGAUAGCGCACUUUAUUGUUACAGACAGAAAUUGUAAGAUAAAUAGAGGGAGGUCGUGACUUUACUUGAUACUGCUUUUGGGGAGGGCAUUGUUGUUCAAGAGAGGGUUUGCAAUGUUAAUUUGGAAGCUACAUUGUCCAGUAAGGCCAUUAACAACAAUAUAAAGGACAGAAUAGGAACUUUCCUCAUAUGUAAUGUCUGAUAUUAACAGAGUAAUAUUUUCUUGGGUUUUCUUUUUUUUUUUUCCCUUCUUAUCUGAUUGCUGGUGUUGGCAAUAGAGUUUAUUCAUUUAUUAUUCUUGCAAAUGUAUCUUUCACUUCAUGGUAAUUUUGCAGAGAUGAGAUGAUGCUGUCACUUGUAAAGUUAGACUUGGAAAACUGAUACUAUGGUGUAAUACUCUCUAAGGCUUAAAGUUCAGGCUGCAUUUACUGGUAGUAGGUUUUUGGCAAAACUUACAUACAUCUGUAAAGAAUCCAAUCCAAAUGCAAAAUCAUUUGGUAUUGCUUAUGUCCUCCAGAAUUUUGGUAUAAAGAACUAUCAGUGUCCUUUCCCCCACCCCACCCCCUCGAAGAAUUUUUUAGCGCCAUACUUUAUUUACUGAAGAGUGACUGUAUUUUUAAAUCACACAUCAAUAUCAAAGCUGUAUAAACACAUUAAGCACUCCAUAAUAAUAGUCAGUAAAUACGUACUUUUGUGGUUUCAGAGUACCUCUUACUGCUGUUUUGAAUGUGUUUAUAUAAUAUAGGAGUGUGUUAAUAGAAUGUGCUGCUGCUUCUGUUGCUGUCCUGUUUUCUGUAAUUUUCAUAAAGCAAGGUUAACUAAAGCAACUCAAAGCAAUGCUGGAAGUAGCAUUUCAGGACAACAUGGAUGGCUUGGGGAGAAGCAGCUGUGACGCAUUAGGCGGGGGAAAAGCAAAGUUUGUGGGGAAUAAUAGCCAUUUUCUAUACUUUUGAGGCAUAAGCAAUUAGGAAAUAACACUUACUACCCAGGAACGAAAAAAAAAUAAUUUUUUACUCAGUGAAAUUGCAGAACUCGCGCAUGAUGCUUGGCUUGUCAUUAAUUUCAGAAAAAGCAGUGGCUCAGUACACGUCCCAUCCAUUUGAACCCUUUUCUAGGCAAGAAUAGAGACAUAGAAGAAGCUUUUCAGUUAGGCAGGUCAGACAUGUGGGUGGGAGUGAGAAUACCACAGGAUUAUCAGAUUCUUCCAUGUCGUUAUCAACACAUUGCUGGUCUGUCGAGGAGCAUAAUGACAGGGGAAGUACGCUAGUACCCACUUCGGCCCUUUCUCCAACAGCAGUUCUCAGGACUGAGGAGAGAGGCGGCUGUGGGAAUUGACGCUGAAAUGUAUAAAUGAAAAGAAGCAGCCUCUACUUGGAAGUAAUUGCAUUGGUCUCAGAGCACUUAGUUGAAUGUUACAGUAGCAUAUUUGGAUUCUUGGUUCAUAAAUAAGACGCCUGACAGACAGUAUCAUACUCAAGUGUAAAGGCUCUUGUAACGUUCAGUACACUGAAUUUGCACCUUGAUUGAACCAUUUCAUUGCAUGCAAACAAGGAAAACCUACUUUUUUUUUUCUUUUUUUUUAUGGAAAUAGGGAAAUAAUUUUGUUUUAAAAAUAUAAUUGCCAAUGUAGUAGAGGAUGAACAUUGUGUGCUGGAACAUUUGACAUAAGUGACUUUUGUGACCUAGUGACUUUUGUCUGUCAGGGGUACAGUUGAUUUUCAUUUGAGGCUUCUUUAAAAAAAAAAAAAAAAAAAAGCCAAGAUGUGUGGUGCUUACAACUUGUAAAUUUAAAAACAUAAAUAAUAAUAAAUAAAUUAUUUUGAAUGCCCCUUAUCUGAGUUGACAAACUUACUACCAAUCAUGUUAAUAAAAAAUAGUGUAGUGGACAUGGUAUCUAUGAACUUAUGCCUGGCUUUAUUGUGUUUUUAAUGUUUUAUUUACCCCCUUUUUUUUUUUUUUUUUUUUUUUUUUUAAUAACUUAUGUCAAGGUUUAUAUAAAAUUUGUCAAUGCAGCUUUGGUCAUUUUUUUUACUGGCAGAUAAAUAAAUAUGCCAGCUGAAUUCUGCAACGCUCUUGUGUAUUUAAGCUUUUUGUUAACGCAUACUGAAAUUAUGAUUUUAAGAUUUUUUAUUUUGUUAAAGCAAUGAACAAGGACAAAGCCAGUUUAGGUACUCAGUUGUUUUAUAUUUAAGUGUCUUUGCCUAUAAUAAAAUGGGA
This is a messenger RNA of Polyodon spathula (Mississippi paddlefish), 4036 nucleotides long. It is a transcript of the gene etv1, whose product is annotated as ETS variant transcription factor 1. Gene Ontology annotation, cellular component: nucleus. Gene Ontology annotation, molecular function: sequence-specific DNA binding; DNA-binding transcription factor activity, RNA polymerase II-specific. Bases 228 to 1676 code for a protein of 482 amino acids. Lineage: Eukaryota; Metazoa; Chordata; Actinopteri; Acipenseriformes; Polyodontidae. Gene Ontology annotation, biological process: cell differentiation; regulation of transcription by RNA polymerase II. The record is from RefSeq and is a predicted model, not a curated record. The transcript is spliced from 13 exons.